AGUGUUAGCACCUGAGUUCCCUAAACUCGGAGGCGGAGAAGGCGAGGAAGAGGAGGCACUCCCUGAGCCUGCGUGGCGUGGGCACCCCGUCCUGGCGCCGCAGCCCCCGAUGCGCCUCGGCAUGAGCACGUGCGGCAGGAAGGCUCUCACCCUGCUCAGCAGCGUCUUCGCCGUCUGCAGCCUGGGUCUCCUGGGCAUCUCCGUCAGCACCGACUACUGGCUCUACCUGGAGGAAGGCAUCGUCCAGCCCCAAAACCAGACGACGGAGAUCAAGAUGUCGCUGCACUCGGGGCUCUGGAGGGUCUGCUUUUUGGCAGGUGAAGAGCGUGGCCGGUGCUUCACUAUAGAAUACGUCAUGCCCAUGAACGUCCAGCUGACGUCUGAAUCGACAAUCAACGUCCUGAAGAUGAUUCGUUCUGCUACCCCUUUCCCUUUGGUCAGCCUCUUUUUCAUGUUCAUUGGUUUUAUACUGAGCAACAUCGGCCACAUUCGGCCUCACAGGACCAUCCUCGCCUUCGUGUCUGGAAUAUUCUUCAUCCUGUCUGGUCUGUCGCUGGUGGUGGGACUGGUUCUGUACAUCUCCAGCAUUAAUGACGAGAUGCUCAACAGGACCAAGGACUCUGAAACUUUCUUCAAUUACAAAUAUGGAUGGUCAUUUGCAUUCUCUGCUAUCUCGUUCCUUCUCACAGAGAGUGCUGGCGUGAUGUCUGUCUACUUGUUCAUGAAAAGAUACACCGCUGAGGACAUAUACCGCCCUCACCCCAGCUUCUACCGUCCCCGCCUGAGCAACUGCUCCGAUUACUCCGGGCAGUUCUUGCACCCAGAUGCGUGGGUACGUGGACGCAGCCCUUCAGAUAUCUCCAGCGAGGCGUCCCUGCAGAUGAACAGUAACUACCCAGCGCUGCUCAAGUGCCCCGACUAUGACCAGAUGUCCUCCUCCCCGUGCUGAGUGCCACGCACCUCUGCACCUCCUUGCAACGAAGAGGGCACAGUUGCGGUGUCCUGACUCUGUCUGUCAUUUUGUAGGCCACUCUUUCAGGGCAAUUCUCUUAUUUAUAGGAUCAUAAAUAGAACAGUAGAGAUUGGUUAUAUAACCAAUAAUAUAACUAAGACAAUUGGGAUAUUUUCCUUUCUUUUUAUUUCUUGGUUUUUUGAUUCUUCCCUGUAAAGCUAAAAUCUCUCUGAAGCCCUGUUCUUUCAGCUCUUCCACACACACGGUGUGCCAUUGAGCAAGUGGUAGUUCUGCGUGUGGAAUAAAUCCCAGGCUGGGCUUGAUAGUAGAGAAAAGAAAAUCAAGUAGAACUAAGAACAAAAAGAAAGUGUGUUUUAUCGUUGAGGUAGGCUGCAAAAGUUUUUGCAUUUGACUGUAUCAUUUAAUUGUAGAUUUACUGCUCUAAAGGCCAGUCAGACUAAAGGAUUUGUGUGAAUUUCUGAGUAACAGUCACCAUUAGAAAAAUAAAAAUUGUGACUUGAUUUGAUAUUUACUGAUUAAUAUCUCUUGCUGGGUAUCACUUUUAAGCAGGCAGCAACGGGAACUAGCUCAAGCAUCCCUCAGAAGGCCAAGAGAGAGUUAGCUCGUUGUUUCUCUAGGGCCGUUUGCACACUGUUUCUUAAACAUCCUGAGUUAGACCUCCAUGCACCACAACCCACGGGUACCUUUACUGUUCGGAGUGGUUCAAACACCCAGAUUUAAUCCCUAGUCCAAUAGUCUGGAAGUCUGAAGAGCAACUGGGAGAAUUUCAGUGCAGCUGAAAACUACCUAAAACCACCCCAUAGAAAAUACUAGGCACAGGAUUUAGGUGACAUUGCAGCUGCCUGAGUAUGGCCUGGACAGAAGUGCAAAUUAUUUAAAGGCAAGUUCUCAAGCUGGUUUAAAGUCGCAUAGCUGAAAUUAAUGAAGCUAGUCCACUGUAGCAAAAUAAUUGGCUCAUGUUUUAUUUUUGCAGAACAUGGUAUUUUAGCUACAUCUCAUAUUACUUUCUUCUGAGUUACUUUUUUUUUUCAGUUUUUAAUUUUAAAAAUUUUAUGUGAUGCUCUUUGGUCUUAGAAGACCAAAAGCUGCCAGGGUGUGAAUGUCAAUCUAAUUGUAAAUGAAGAUUGGGGAACAAAAAGGUAAUGCUCCUUCAUGCACUCCUGUGGAAAGUACGAGCUUGUCACCGUGCAGAAGAAAGCUUUGUCAAGCCUUUUAUUUCUGUUCCUGUUAUUUUAAACCUUUCUGAAAUUUUCAUUUGUGCGAAACAAAACCCUCUAGGAUUCUUGGUACAUUUGAGCUUGUUUCAUCUUAUUGUAAUUAAAUAGAAUAUAUGCACUUUUGACCUCAUUUGUAACAUAAUAUGUAAUGAAUGUUGUAUUGCUUUAUUAUUAUUAUUAUUAUUUAUUAAGAUGCCAAACGAAGGUCCAAGUCGUGGAGCAGCACCCGCUAUUUGUGUUGACUCUGACACCACAGGGUUCUGUGGGACGUCACUAUAUGUGUAUAUACCAGACGACUCCCGAACAAGAUUAUUUCUUGUCCAGUUCCUUCAAAUAAGGAAAGCAAUGUAUAUUUGGUGUCAUUUACUCCUAAUUUGCUAAGUUUUAAAACUAGGGCAUCUUUUUUGUAAGUACAGUUGUAUUUACCCUUAAUUUUUGUAUUUCCCUCAAGCAUCUGUUUCUCAUUCUAAAAGGCAAUUUGUACGUUUCAUGUAACAGGUCAGCUUCUAGGAAUGUUCAAGCAUUAAAGAAAAAACAGCC
Molecule: messenger RNA, 2730 nt
Organism: Struthio camelus australis
Lineage: Eukaryota; Metazoa; Chordata; Aves; Struthioniformes; Struthionidae
Source: RefSeq, a predicted model, not a curated record